This is a messenger RNA of Vitrella brassicaformis, 5873 nucleotides long. The record is from the annotation of a GenBank genome assembly. Lineage: Eukaryota; Vitrellaceae.
GCACACUCUCAACUGAUCCCGUCGGAAGGAGCCCCAUCGGCAACUCACGCAGCCGCUACUGAGCCACUUCAUUCUAUGCAUAACUAACGCCCUCGAUAUGCGGCAGCGCAGCAUGAUGGCAGCUCCACUCAUCAUCGGGGCCCUUCUCCUCUCCCUUUGCCGCCCUGCUUCAUCCGUCGUCACGUCAGUUAAUGUGGCUCCUGACGUGGCCGUGCUUCAUCCUCUACGUCCAUCCGUCCAUCCAGUGAGUCUCACAUUCACCGUGACGGACCCCCCAGCGCCUCCCCCGGGACCCCCCCCGGCGCCUCCAUACACUGGGAUCGUCUCAUUUGUUGCAGGAGGUGAGUGAGACGGAUGGGGGACACAAUCAAUCGCCACGCACAACUCACCCUCAUCCGUGUGUUGAAUUCAUUCGUCUCAUGCAGGCACCGUUGGCUCGCCGGCUGAGUGCGAGUCUGGGCUUCGGGCUGCGCUGGAUGAUACUUUGACGGCUUCAUUUCAUUUCUCGGAGGUAGGAAUGUAUGGCCUUUGUUAUCGCACGAAUGCAUCGGAGCCCUUGACGUGGUUCACCGAGAACAACAAAUUCCGAGUGGUCAACGCCCCCUCGGCCAUGGAUAUUGACUGGAUUCUCGGUGGGGAAACAACUACCAUCCAAUUCACCAUCCCGAGUACGUGAGUCAACAGAAGACAGGAGGAGGCCAAUGGUGACAUACCACUCUUGCGCUUGCUCGGUGUCUCUCGUUUGUGUGUGCAUGCAGACUAUGAAGCUCCGCAACCAGGAGGAGUUGACCAAGUCAGCUUUAGCCAGAUUGGCGAAGACUGCAACGCGCAUCUAGGCCGAGACGACCUGACGGGGGCCGGUGACAAUUUCAAUGUGCCCGUCGGUGCAACCGACCGAGCUGACCAUCCGGGCCGGUACUAUGCUUGCUUCCACGCUGAGGAAACAACGGCAGGAGCUGGAGUUGUCACAGUCCCGCUUGACUAUCUCGGUCUGACAGUUGCUGGCGUGACUGCCGUGAGGCCGGCAGUGGUCAUGGAUGGGGUGCCAACCAGAAUCACUCUCGAGGGGGUGGGGCUAGAUGAGAACACGGAGAUCUCUAUCGAGGAUGAUGGGGCAUGUCCUGCAUCGGGGGCGGGAGCAAACACAACUCCUCUCAAGCGAGAGGAUGUAAGGGCGGUAUAUAGUGCGACGCUCACGCGAGGGACGAACGCGGAAAAAAAUGUCUGCAUCAAGGUAAGGCGCAUCCAAUCAGCCCUCGGCACGCAGGAAGAUCCACAUUCACUGCAGGCCCUCUCCACCGUCUUUCUGUGUCUCCGUCUGUGUGCAGUCGCCGAGCUCUGGCGACUACUUUCGCGUCCCUCCCGCUGGCCCGCCACACAUCACUGUCCGCAGCCUUGUCGACAUUGGCCCUAAGGAGGUGCUCGACGGCCAAACGCAGAUAUUUGAAGUAUUGACUCCUGACGUCACCACCCUUCAACCAGGCGACGCAGUAGCUUUCGUCAAGGACUACAGUGUCGUCGGCGACUGCUCGGAGCCCUGGGUCAAGUACUAUCGCCUGGAUACAAGCCUGCAGACGGGAGCCAUCGAUCUGUCGGCCAUGAACGGCACUGGGACGUAUGGAGUGUGCUACAGGACGCAGGUGGGGGGAUCGGCUGUGGGUUACAGCGGCAGCGUAAACGAUGUGACGGUCACAGAGACGACAGUGCCGCCCUCCAUAGUUGGGACAGCCGAGCAAGGCAAUGCGGCCACAGUCGAGUUCCCAGACCUCUCACUGGUUGAGACAUGCACGAACACGGCGAGGCACAUACAUGUCAUUUAUCACACUUCCCUCUUUUUCAGUAUACUCGCGUUGGGAUCGUGCCCCCGGCGACUACCUCCUUCGCCGACCCGUGCCCGACCAUCACGACAUACGUCAAUCUGGACAACUUACUUGGGACGCUGGGCACCCCGUGCGCCCCCAACUGCCGGGAGAGAUUCACAAUGCGGUGGGCUGGCGAGGGGUUCCGGUUCUGCGCGUUCACCGAUCCCGGCACCGCCCCUGCCCCUGCCGCCCCUGAUGCAUCAAAGGCGUCUCUUCUUUUCGGCAACAUCACUGUGGAUGGACUCGAAAGCAUCAGCCCCACGCUCAUUGAUCCAGGGACUGACACUCUCAGUGUCACCGCUACUGGGUCGACCCAAAUCCGAAUCACCAACCAUACGGACUGUACCGACGGUCCACCGCCACCCGCAGAUACACCUGUCGACGAUGAGACAGCCUUUCCAAUAUCGACGACUUCACUUGUCGAUUCGUUUUAUCGCGUGUGUGCACGCAUCACAGGGGGCACUUAUCAAGAUACUGGCAUAAGAAUACUGACCUACGCAGCGCUGCCGACUGGCCUCACCUCCAUCCCCACCAACUACAUGAUGGGAGUGGCGAGUGAUCCAAGCGAUCCUCCCCCUUCCCCUUCCCCUGCCCCUGCCCCUGUGACUCUCGGCAGCGUCUACAGACAACAGAUGGACGGUGCCAAUUAUUACGUGAUUGCUCCAUCUCACCUGGUUCGUUGGUCACGAGAAUUUUCUUUUGUCUCUCCCUGGUAUCGUCAUGGCUGCCUAUUUAUCGCAUGCAGAAGGAGCGGUUUAUUGCUGUCCGGAGAAAUGGCGGUAACAGCGAUUGGUGGGAGCUCUCAAUCUUGAAGCCUCAGUCGUGGCCAGUGUACGUUGGCGGCACUGCUGUGACGAAUCCCAGCCAGGUUGGAGACGGAGCAGGUUUCGGCAGGACCCAUACUUCUGUCGCGGUUGGUCAUUCGUUGGUCUACUCAUUUGUCAAUGCAGGAGGGGCUGGUCAAAGACCAACUUGCGGAGCCUCGUUUUCGUGGUGGGUCCUUCCCAGCGGUCCUCGACGACUCAUACUAUCGCGGCCCAACGAGCGGCUGUGGCGGCCUCGCUACGAUGUGAGACAGAACAAAGGAAUGCUGCACGUGCACCGUCUCUCUGUCUCUCGCUUUGCAGGAUAUGUAAAAUCCGUCAUCUUCACAUGUCGGUCGACGGCAUUUUGUAUGCACUCGACGAGCAUCGCGCGCUGCGAUUUGCAGACCACCCCGUCACGUGAGCGAGAACGACACAAGGCGACUGCUAGCCAACCGGCGAGAUCACCCCUCUUGUGUCGAUGCCUGUGUGUGCAGUGAGCAUGGAAGUCGCGGUUUUGAGUACGGGAACGCCACACAGACAUUCGGCGACAUAGAUGCAGCGGGAUCGACUAAAGCAACGCUCAACGCUCCCAGGUGAGACACGGAAGAAGGGAGGGGUGAACACAAAAAUCAAUCCUCCCUCUCCCUCUCUCUGUCUCUGUGUGUGUCUCUGUGUGCGCGUGUGUGUGUACGUGUGUGGCUUCCCUUUCUUCCACUAGGGGCAUGUCCGCCUCCUCCACCCAUGUAUUUGUCGCCGACACCAACAAUCACCGUGUUGUGGUCAGCCAACCGACGUGCACACAGCAUGUGAAAUGAAUGUACCCAUGGACGCUUGCACAAAUGCAGGUUUUGCGGGCGAGCAAUCUGACUUAUGUCACCCAAUAUGGCUCCACGGGCCGCGCGCUCGCGACGGAUUAUGGCUUUGAGGAGCCCUGGGACACUCAAUACAUAAAUGCACCGGAGCCCUGCCUCUACGUCACCGACAGGGAAAACGCACGCAUUAUGGAGUUCAAAGUCAAGAACCUGUCUCCCGACGGCCGCGGGGAGAUCAUCACAUGGCGACACAUGACUGACACGGACUGCCCCGACGCCCUAGGGGGACCAGCCAACAGCAGGACGACAGACAUCUAUGAACUGCCAGUGUCACCACCACCAGGCGGUGUGGACUCGUACGUGACGGUGGACCAGUGCAAGAGCGCCUGCCACCACAACCCUCUGUGCGACUGCUUUUCGUACACCAAAACCGUCACGUGCCCCGGCGGGACGCCAUGCGCCGACUAUUACAAGGGCACUUGCAUGCUCAAACAGGGAUGCUGGUAUGUGUGAGGGCAGAGACAGUCAAACGCAUGAUAUGUGUUUUGCUGGCUCUGUGUGUGUGCGUGUGUGUAGGGACACCGACAACGACUGUCCGAACCAAGGCACAGUCACCGGUAUCGACAUGUAUUUUAUUGAGCGGCCGGGCUCCCUGGCUUAUGAGGGCCAAAAAAACGUCGGGAAUCGUCCCCUGCAGUUGGCCUGGUCCUACCCUUACCUGUUCGUCCUGAAAAACAACCGGGAAAUCCGUGUGAUGGAUGUGAGCAAUGGGCUUGGGCCUUCGACUGUCAGCGUUUUAGUCACAGUCCCUGGCGGUGGUAUGCAAAGCACUUACCCACUUCGUCUGUCAUUGCAUUGUAUGCGUGUUUUUGCCUGUCACACAACUCCGUCAUUUGUAGGGUUCGGCACCAACCUCUACGGCUUUUUCGUCCACGGGCCCUAUCUCGUCCUUUCCUGUACCCAGGGUGGCAACGAGUACAUCAUGACCAUCCCCUUCACACACACCAUCACACCGGAUACUGUGUCUUUCGCUUUCGGCGGCAACCUGGAUUCCGACAAGGAUGUUGCUGGCGUGGUGAGAGUCGUCGAGGGCAGAGACGCCACGCUCACCCUGUCCAGUGUAGAGGGCCUCGAGGUCUUCCCCAGGAGCGGCCAAAAUAUGAACUAUGUGACGCUGAGGGGCAAGCUCAACUUCGUCAACGCUGCACUUGACUCGGUAAGCGAGACGGCACAUCACACAUAUCUGAAUGUGUCUCUCAUCAUGUGUGGUCUGGCGGGAAUGCAGGUGAGGGUCGAAAAUUUCAAGGAGGACCGAUAUGUCAUCGAGGCGUCCAUCACAUCCGACGACGGCGUGCUGCCGGGGGCAUAUGCAUCCGCGCGAACAACUAUCGCCGUCGGCACGAAACGGCUCCUCGGGACGGCUGACUGCCCCAUCCACGACAGCCUCGUCUGUGGCGGCCGCGGCGAGUGCCAUCCCGUGACACAAACGUGCGUGUGCGCCCACCCCUACACGGGCGGCAACUGCAGCGAGACACAAUGCGUGCCGACAUGCCAGAACGGCGGCAUAUGCGACCUGAACACGGGCACAUGUACCUGCACUGGGAGCUUCAGCGGCGCUGCUUGCGAGGAGCUGGCCUGCCCCGUCGCCCCCGUCUCCGGCCUCGUUUGCAAUGGCGCCGGCACGUGCAACACGACCACCGGCGUGUGCAUGUGCGAGUACCCCCACUUCGGCGAGAUGUGUCAGUACACGUCCUGCCCCACGGCUGAAGUGAUGGCAUACGGCAUCGCAGCGACCGAGUGCGCCCUCCACGGCCGCUGCGACAUCAGAAACGACACGAUUGCCGAGUGUGUGUGCGACGUCGGCUGGUACGGCAGCGGCUGCAACCACGCCAUGUGCGUACACGGCAGGAGACAACAGUUCCAGAUGGAAACUGGGGUGAUCCCGGUACGAGGGGGUAGCAUCGAGGCGGGGACGGUCGAUGCCUUCGAGUGUGGCUUGGCCCGGGCUUCACGAUGCGACCCCCUGACGGGCGAGUGCUUGUGCUCUGACCUACCACCGGGUGGCAGCGGCAGCCGUGCUUGCACAUAUCACGAGUGCACUAGUGUGGGGGCUGACUUUGCGGGUCAGGAAACUGGGACGGAUUGCGGGUGGAGCAACACGGAUGGCGGGAGCUACUGCGACUUCACCAGUGGGCGGUGUAUGUGCCAGCCGGAGGUGUCCAUCAAUGGCGGGGGCUUUGGGUGGAACUGCUCACAGACGUAGUUGACUUUGGUGUUAGCUAGUCCUUUUCAUGUGUGCCGUGUGACGGUGUCUCUCGGUGUCGUGUUGUGUGUCUUCUGCGACUUGUGCGGUAGUACUGGGGCUUUAUUAGGUAGGUCUUUUGUGGGUGUGG